Striga asiatica is the source of this 516-nucleotide messenger RNA. NCBI's taxonomy places the organism in Eukaryota, Viridiplantae, Streptophyta, Magnoliopsida, Lamiales, Orobanchaceae. The record is from the annotation of a GenBank genome assembly.
AUGAUUUCUCUACUGUUCAUCGCGGGCCUCAUCCAAUCUCCCGGUUCUACUACACCCAUCAAAAUCCAAAAAAUUCAGACUGUUGAUAUUCGGGAGCAGCUAGAUCAGGAGAGGGGGUCUGAUUUGGAGAGUAACUUAAAUCCUCAAGAUAACAGGAGGUUAGAACUAAUUCCAUCUGGAAGAGAAACUGGGAAAAUUAUCAAUGACAUAGUGGAGAAGACUAUAGAAAUUCGUAUGGAGGUGGAAACUCAUGGCCUGAACACUAAUAUUGUUUCUGAGGUGGGACCUAGGAGGAAGAUAAAGAAUGGUGUUGUCAGUAAAUUGAAUGAUCAAAAUUGGGUGUCUGGGUUGGUUGGAGGGAAACCUGAAUUUAGAAUCUAUAUUGAUGACCAUUUGUUCUGGGUUAAGGACCUCUUGAUAGCAGGAGGGUGUAAUUGGGAUACCAAUCUGUAUAAGCUUUUCAAUUACGUCUCCCCGAUCAAAAAUAACUUGUUCAUUAAAAAAAAUCAUACAUAA